AUGACGGUGAUCACAAUUCGGUUGGUUGGAGAACAAGAAGAUCGUUUAUUCGAAGGAAUUGACGUGGAUAAUCAGAUUUUGUAUGUUGACCUGAAGAAGCGUAUUGAGACUAUUACGAAGAUUAUUCCCGACUUCCAAGAAGUCCGAUUCCGUGGUGAAAAACUAUCCGUCGUGGAGUAUCCUAUUCGGGACAUCAAGUUUGGCGAAGAGCUUGUACUGAAACAUUCUCUUCUGGAAUCCUGGCGUCCGUAUUUGUUGCUUUGUGAAAGCGCCAAAGAUCUCAAAAAAGGAAAACAUGAACGAACAAAGUGUGCGCAAAGAGCUAUAGCCAAUUCACAACAACUCGAGGAUUCCGGAUUUUUCGAAGCCUACGUGAACUUUGUGACAGUUUGGAUCGACACUAUCGGUCAAAUGAUGAGACUUGUCGACCGAACGCGAAACGCUUUUGAACAAAGCGCUACAAAAUUCUUCACCAAGAUGUUUCCCAAUUCAACAAUAAGCUUUAAGCCUAAGCAAGGCGGUAGUCGAGAAGGGAUUGUGGUGGCUGUCACUUGCAAUGGAGAAGAGACACUUUACUAUAUGAAGACUUAUCAUCACGCCGGUUCUUCAACUUCCCUGCGAAAUGCAUCAAAGCGUCACUUGCCGGAUCUUUGCGAAAUGUUCGCAUAUCGAUUUCUUGAACUUAUUGGAGUUGGACCUGUUGUAUUCUUCCCAUUCUAUGAUGGAUCGACAUACAUUCACUACAUUGCAACAAAGGAAGUCAAAGAAUUCAAAGAGUUGGACAAAAUUGAGGAUGUUGUUCUGCAAAAUAAACUAGUUGUUGAGGCUUACCUGCUCUCACUUAUCCUUGGCAUACGCGACUUGAAUGAGGGAAACAUUGGUUCAACCAAGGAGAAAGCCCUGUCAAUCAUUGAUUUUUACGUUCCGGAUACUGACAACUUUCUACGACGGAAAAUACUCGAUGAUUUGAAGAAUAAGAGCAACUUUGGUGGACUAGGAAAAGCCAAUGAAAUUCUCUCUGAAAUAGGCCAUGAAGAGAGGAUGAAAAUAGUCAAGGAUGCCCUGCCCCGUUGGAUUCGAAUCAAAAGCAUAACAAGCGAUAUCAUUGAUAUUGAGAAAAGCGAAUUACGGGAACAUGGAAUAAAGUACUGCGCCAUCGAUGGAGGAAUUUUCUUCGAAGACGGAACCCGCCGAUAA
This is a messenger RNA of Caenorhabditis bovis, 1197 nucleotides long. Lineage: Eukaryota; Metazoa; Nematoda; Chromadorea; Rhabditida; Rhabditidae. The record is from the annotation of a GenBank genome assembly.